AUGAGGAAGCAGGCAGUUCCACUGGAGUUGGUCUUUCCCCAGCAACUACUGGGACAAGUUUGUCACGCGCAAGGUGAGAGGACAUGGAUGCACUGGGUCCUGGAUUGGGUCCCUGCCUGCCACCAGGCCAUCACAGGCCUGCCAAGCACUUGCUUGGUCCUGGAUAAACAUGGGGACAUCUACGGGCGGGAGCGGAUUGCUGAGCUACUGGGCAUGGACCUGGCCACACUAGAGAUCACCGCCCACAAUGAGCGCAAGCCCGACCCACCGCCAGGGCUGCUGACCUGGCUCAUGUCCAUCGAUGUCAAGUACCAGAUCUGGAAGUUCGGGGUCAUCUUCACAGACAACUCCUUCCUGUACCUGGGCUGGUAUAUGGUGAUGUCCCUCUUGGGACACUACAACAACUUCUUCUUUGCUGCCCAUCUCCUGGACAUCGCCAUGGGGGUCAAGACGCUGCGCACCAUCCUCUCCUCCGUCACCCACAAUGGGAAACAGCUGGUGAUGACUGUGGGCCUUCUGGCGGUGGUCGUCUACCUGUACACCGUGGUGGCCUUCAACUUCUUCCGCAAGUUCUACAACAAGAGCGAGGAUGAGGAUGAACCUGACAUGAAGUGUGAUGACAUGAUGACGUGUUACCUGUUUCACAUGUACGUGGGUGUCCGGGCUGGCGGAGGCAUUGGGGACGAGAUCGAGGACCCCGCGGGUGACGAAUACGAGCUCUACAGGGUGGUCUUCGACAUCACCUUCUUCUUCUUCGUCAUCGUCAUCCUGCUGGCCAUCAUCCAGGGUCUGAUCAUCGACGCUUUUGGUGAGCUCCGAGACCAACAGGAGCAAGUGAAGGAGGAUAUGGAGACCAAGUGCUUCAUCUGCGGAAUCGGCAGCGACUACUUUGAUACGACACCGCAUGGCUUUGAGACUCACACGCUGGAGGAGCACAACCUGGCCAAUUACAUGUUUUUCCUGAUGUACCUGAUAAACAAGGAUGAGACAGAACACACGGGUCAGGAGUCUUAUGUCUGGAAGAUGUACCAAGAGAGAUGUUGGGACUUCUUCCCAGCUGGCGAUUGUUUCCGCAAGCAGUACGAGGACCAGCUUAGCUGACACACCCCCAGCUGGCCCUCCACCCCCACCUCAAGUGCCUUAUUCUCACAGCAAGCCCCUUAGUCCCCACACCCCUCCCCCUAAGGCAGCUGGAGGAGAGGUGACCUAGUACUGGACAAUAAAUCUGUGCUACGCCCCC
This is a messenger RNA of Nomascus leucogenys (northern white-cheeked gibbon), 1240 nucleotides long. Its product is annotated as ryanodine receptor 1-like. The coding region runs from base 1 to 1101 and encodes 366 amino acids. Gene Ontology annotation, cellular component: sarcolemma; calcium channel complex; Z disc. Gene Ontology annotation, molecular function: ryanodine-sensitive calcium-release channel activity. Gene Ontology annotation, biological process: calcium ion transport; transmembrane transport. The record is from RefSeq and is a predicted model, not a curated record. The transcript is spliced from 11 exons. NCBI's taxonomy places the organism in Eukaryota, Metazoa, Chordata, Mammalia, Primates, Hylobatidae.